AUGUCUUCUUCAUCACGGGGGUGUUUUGCCGACACAUUUGCGUAUACACCACAUCACGUUCCACCUAACUCUGGAUACCUCAACGUCCACGCCUUUCGUCAUCCUGUCUCCGUUCGGGACGCUUAUCCAGCAGGAGGCACCGAAUACCGACCCAUACUUGAGAGGCCGUCUCGUUCCCUACUGAUCCAAUCCAAUAACCAGCAAUGCAUCUCUGAUGCUUCGUACCUCGACAUUACAAUGCAGCUGUACCCUUCUCGUAGGGGUGUCUCAAGCCGCGACAAGUGGAACAUGUACUGGAUCGAAGAGACCUCACUUCGCGUUGAAGCGUUCAUCAUGAAGCACAGGAGACCACCCACCAAACUUCGCGAACGAGAUCCGAUGAGCUCGACAGCCCUAUUGGCGUCGGCCUGGGACUACCUGAUAACGCAGCCGAGUUCGACGUCAAGUAUUCCAUUCUCGGCUUGGUGCAUCCCAACGAGAUGGAUCUCUCGGUUCAGCAUGGCCAUGUCUUCAAUUGUGUGA
Messenger RNA from Dothidotthia symphoricarpi CBS 119687, 522 nucleotides. RefSeq lists its product as uncharacterized. The transcript has 2 exons. Lineage: Eukaryota; Fungi; Ascomycota; Dothideomycetes; Pleosporales; Dothidotthiaceae. The coding region runs from base 1 to 522 and encodes 173 amino acids. The record is from RefSeq and is a predicted model, not a curated record.